AUGUUCGAUGGAAGAAUCCACUGUUGGCAAGUUGGUGUUAGAGCGGGGGUGCAAGUUGGCACAAGGCAAUUGAGGCGGCCCAUUGAUGAAAAGGGGCACCUGUCUGGACGGCCCGAAUUCGUCAGAUUACUCCUUAGGAGGGAUCAAUUCAACAAAUACAUCAUUAUUCGAGAGUAUGUACGUGAGCCACUCCCAUCCAGGGCACCAAAACAAAAUUGGAAAUACAGUCAAGGACAUACACAGGCAUACAAGUACAACACGCCGAGUGCGGUCAAGGAAGCUGGAGCUCUGAGCCAAAGUUUUGAGGCGGGACCUUCUCCGCGCAUCAGCUUUUUUCGAGCCUUGAGCUACCCCGCGUACAGAUACGCUGUCCCCGCCGCCCACCUCAGAGCAAUGGCCAAUAUGUGGACGGGGAUGAUAAGAUAG
Molecule: messenger RNA, 426 nt
Organism: Colletotrichum lupini
Lineage: Eukaryota; Fungi; Ascomycota; Sordariomycetes; Glomerellales; Glomerellaceae
Exons: 3
Coding region: 1-426 (141 amino acids)
Source: RefSeq, a predicted model, not a curated record